AUGGAUGAUGGAUGCAUUGAAAGUCGUCCGAAAAGGCAGAAAAUAGACAAGAGCGGUCGAUCAGCUGCUUUAGAACGACUUAAAGCUUUGAAAGGUCGUAAAAAUAAAUGUGAAAUUGGUGAAGUAGAUAAUGUUUAUGAAUACGUUGAUGAAAAGGAAUAUGCAAAAAGGGUGAGGGUAAGGCAAGAUGAAGAUUGGUUGGAAAAUCCAGGAGAUGGAUACUUUGAAGAUGGAAGAGAAAUUUUUGAUAGUGAUGAUGAAGAUGAUCUUAAUAGUUCUUCUAGCAAAAAAUCUAGAAAGCUUUCAUCUUUGCAUAAGAAAAAAGAAAAAAAAAUCAAGUCUGGUUCGAACAAUAUAUUAGAUAUGGUGUCCAAAAUGCCAGUAAAGAAAAGAAAUAUUAAUAGUGAAAAUAAUAUAUUAAAUCUUUUAGAAGAAUCAUUAAAUUCAGCAUCUAAUAGUUCCUCGCAAAAAUCAGAAGUUCUUACAUCUAAAGAAUACCUGAAAAUGUUAUCGUCACAUAAAAUAAAAAAUGAAUCUGUAAAACCUACGUUCAACAGUGCAAUAAAAACAAAUUUAGUCAAUUUACCUGUAAACAAAAAAACAAAUUAUGAAACUUCAGAGAAGAAUGGCCAAAGUGAUCUUACUACUUAUUCUGCAUGUGUUCAAAAUGUUCAAAAUAAAGAAACCUUAAUUGAAAAUUCUACAGCCUCAAACGAUGCUUAUGAUGACUCAAUUGAUUUCGAUGACAAUAUGGAUGUUGAUUUGGGUGAUAUUGAUCUCAACGUUUCUGCAGACGAUACAAAAACUAAUAAAGAAAAUUCUAAACCUAAUUUGGAUGAAGAUUGUAAUGAUGAGUUUUUAAAUUCGAUUCCUCUCGAUGAUAAAGAAGAAAUUCCAUCCAUAUCAUCAGAAUGGGUUGAUAAUAAUACUCCAAAUAUAAAUGUUCCUCUUCCGAAUAUAAGUGUUGAUAAAUCGGAUCUUCCACUUGGUACAAAUAAAAAUGGUGAAAAAGUAUUUAGAUUUUUUUGGUGGGAUGCAUAUGAGGAUGCUUUAAAACAACCAGGGAUUGUUUAUCUUUUUGGCAAAGUGUAUUACGAACCUAAAAAAAUAUAUUUAAGUUGCUGUGUUGCCGUUGAAAAUAUUCCAAGGAGAAUUUUUCUUUUACCUCGCGACAAAAAGUUCGAUUCGAAAACCCAAGAAUCUACGGAAACGGAAAUAUCAUUAUUGGAUGUCUAUAAGGAGUUCAACGAAAACAUAGCAACACCCAACAAAAUAAUGAAUUUCAAAUCUCGUAAAACGACAUUAAAAUACGCAUUUGAAUUAAACGAUGUACCCGCCGAAAGUGAAUAUUUGGAAAUAAAAUAUCCGGCAACGUAUGCGAAACUACCACAAGAUUUAUCUGGUGAAACUUUUAGUAGAGUUUUUGGAACGAAUACAAGCGGUUUGGAAGUGUUGCUUUUAGACAGGAAAAUAAAAGGACCCUGUUGGUUGGAAAUAAAAAAUCCACAAACUGUUAAUGUUCAGUGCAGCUGGUGCAAAUUGGAAGUACGAUGUUCGAAACCUGAGGAUGUAAUAAUCUCUGACGUAUUUGCUCCUCCUCCACCUUUGACUCUGAUGACGAUUAAUAUUCGUACGGUUGUUAGCAAAAAUAUGGAUAAUGAAAUUGUCAUGAUCGGAGUCAUCGUUAACAAUCAGUAUAGAAUUGAUAAACCCGCACCCAAUCCCCCGUUCAAUUCUCAUUUUUGCACCGUAACAAGAUCUCCAUCAUGUUUUUGGCCGCAAAACAUUGAAAAAUGUUUAGGAAAUUAUAAAAAAACAGAAGUUGCCGUACAUCAAGCAGAAAAAAGUCUUUUGAAUCAUUUUUUAACAAAAUUAUUUACCAUAGAUCCAGACGUAAUAAUUGGACAUGAAAUAUUUGGUUUUACAUUGGAUACCCUAAUUCAACGAAUACAACAUUUAAAGAUACCCAAUUGGUCUCGUAUCGGUAGGUUAAAAAGGGCGAUUCUACCCCAAUUCAAAGGGAAGCAAAUGGAUAAAAGCGUGACGUGUGGUCGUUUAGUAUGUGAUGUUGUGACUUCCGCUCGGGAAUUAAUAAGAGCUCGAAGUUACGAUUUAAGCACUUUGUGCAAACAAAUUUUAGGAAUCGAAGAAAAUUCCAGACAGGAUUUUUCAUCUGAAGAAGUGGUAGAAAAAUUUCAAAAAAUUGGAUCCGUUAUUGAACUUAUUAAUUAUACGAUGGAAGACGCGAGUCACAUAUUAAAAAUAGUUUACGAAAUAAAUGCUCUUCCGUUGGCUUUGCAAAUAACUAAAAUUGCUGGAAACGUCAUGUCAAAAACUUUGUCGGGGGGACGUUCGGAAAGGAAUGAAUUUUUAUUGCUUCAUGCGUUCACGGAGAAAAAUUAUUUGGUACCCGAUAAAAGUUUUUCUAAAAAGCCGCGAAUGAAUGAAGAUGAAAUGGAGGCAUCGUCUAAGAAUAAUAAGAAAAAACCUCAAUAUGCCGGUGGUUUAGUUUUCGAACCGAAAAAAGGAUUUUACGACAAAUUUAUUUUACUCAUGGAUUUUAAUUCUUUAUAUCCGAGCAUAAUUCAAGAAUACAAUAUUUGUUUUACGACCGUGUCGAGGAGUAACGGCGAAGAUGAAAACGAAAUCAAUUGUCCACCGGAUAAUUUACCACUCGGUAUUUUGCCCAUUGAAAUAAAGAAAUUGGUGGAAACUCGUCGUGAUGUUAAACAAUUGAUGAAAUCUCCCAAUUUAUCACCCGAGUUAUACAUGCAACAUAAUAUCAGGCAAAUGGCUCUUAAAUUAACGGCGAAUUCGAUGUACGGUUGUUUGGGAUUUUCAUAUUCUCGAUUUUAUGCGAAACCUUUGGCCGCUUUGGUCACGAGCAAAGGAAGAGAAAUACUUUUAAAUACAAAGAACAUUGUAGAAAAAAUGAAUUACGAUGUCAUUUACGGAGAUACGGAUUCCGUAAUGAUCAAUACGAAUUGUAUAAAUUACGAUGAAGUGUUUACGAUCGGUCAUAAAAUAAAAGAUGAAAUCAAUAAAUUGUAUAAAUACAUAGAGUUAGACAUUGAUGGAGUUUUCAAAUACAUGCUCCUGUUGAAGAAGAAAAAAUAUGCUGCUGUCGUGUUGACGAAAAAACCAUCGGGAGAACUCGUAGCAACGAAAGAAUACAAGGGUUUGGAUAUAGUUCGUAGAGAUUGGUGUCAGUUGUCUGCGGAAGUCGGACGACACAUUUUAAAUCAAAUCCUGUCGGAUUUAAGUCCAGAAGAUAGAAUAGGAAAUAUAAAAGAUCAUUUAGAAAGGAUUACCGUGGAUUUACGGGAUAGAAAAGUUCCCAUAUCCCUUUUGGCCAUCACAAAACAAUUGGCUAAAAAUCCAGAAGAUUAUUCGGAUAUAAAGUCGUUGCCUCAUUUGCAAGUCGCACUGAGAAUGAAUUCUAAGGGUGGUAAAAAGUUAAGAAUGGGAAACACGGUGUCCUACGUCAUAUGCGAUGACGGAUCAAAUCUUCCGCCGUUACAAAGAGCUUAUCACGUGGACGAAUUAAAAUCGAAUUCUCAGCUUCUCAUCGAUAUAAAAUAUUAUUUAGAACAGCAAAUUCAUCCCGUCAUUAGCAGACUUUGCGAACCUGUAGAGGGUGUGGAUGCUGCUUUUAUUGCCGAAUGCUUGGGCCUCGAUCCAACGAGCUAUCGAAAAGCAAUACAAAAAUCAAUGGAAAAAGAUGAAUGUGAAAACAGCACCGCCGUCAACGAUUACAUAUUCGGAAACGAUUUAGAAGCAUUCAAGCGAUGCGAAGUUUUUUCAUUCGUUUGCAAGGGUGAAAAUUGCGGUACUGUUAAUUACAUCGACAGUCCCAUGCGCGACAACGUACCUUCUUUGAGUAAAUGUAGGAAUCCAUCUUGUAACACGUCACCGAUAACUUAUUUAACGAACAUCGUUAAUGAACUUACCAUAAAAAUAAAGACUCAUAUAAGAAAGUUUUAUCAAAAUUGGCUCAUAUGCGAAGAUCCAGCUUGUACAAAUCGGACGCAAAGAGUUCCAAUGAAGUUUUCAAACACUUUUCCAGUGUGUAAUUUAUGUAACAAAGGAGCAAUGUAUAGAGAAUACACAAGUUCUGAUCUUUAUUAUCAAAUUAAAUACUACAAACAUGUUUUUACCCUUGAAAAAGUAAAGUUUUUCGCAUUUUUCAAUAAAAAACGUUUUAAUUUUAUAAUAUUAUUAUUAUUUUCUUUUUUUUUGCAGAAAAAUUACGAAUUACCGGAAGAUGUAAGAGAAGGUUACAAAAUACUACAAGAAAAAGUUUUAAAAGUUUUAAAUAUGAGUGCAUAUAAUUCAUUGGAUUUGGGUAAAAUGUUUUCUAAAAGUAUUAGAAAGAAAAGAAACGACAGAAAACUUCAAAAUUCGUUUUUAAAUUUAAAAAUUUAA
Molecule: messenger RNA, 4425 nt
Organism: Pediculus humanus corporis (human body louse)
Lineage: Eukaryota; Metazoa; Arthropoda; Insecta; Psocodea; Pediculidae
Product: DNA polymerase alpha catalytic subunit, putative
Exons: 18
Coding region: 1-4425 (1474 amino acids)
Biological process (GO): mitotic DNA replication initiation; DNA replication; lagging strand elongation
Cellular component (GO): alpha DNA polymerase:primase complex
Molecular function (GO): single-stranded DNA binding; chromatin binding; DNA replication origin binding
Source: RefSeq, a predicted model, not a curated record